Populus trichocarpa (black cottonwood) is the source of this 8429-nucleotide messenger RNA. RefSeq names its product helicase and polymerase-containing protein TEBICHI. The coding region runs from base 173 to 6694 and encodes 2173 amino acids. The transcript is spliced from 31 exons. Gene Ontology annotation, molecular function: DNA binding; ATP binding; DNA-directed DNA polymerase activity. Gene Ontology annotation, biological process: DNA-templated DNA replication; double-strand break repair. The record is from RefSeq and is a predicted model, not a curated record. NCBI's taxonomy places the organism in Eukaryota, Viridiplantae, Streptophyta, Magnoliopsida, Malpighiales, Salicaceae.
GACCCACAGUGCUCGGAUCCAGCGAGUUACUUGGCGCUCUUGCCCUCACCAGUUUGAAGUUUCAAAUCUUUCACGAUGUCGUAAUAGCUCCCUUCCCAAGAAAACACCACCGCGUGAAUAAAAAUCCUAGGGUUUUGCAGAUCACCGUCGAAAUCUCCCAUCUCCUUCUCCCAUGUCUGAUUCUCCUCGGACUCGCAUCGAUCAGUUUUUUGCGUCGAGGAAGAGGAAAUCUUCGUCGCCGAAUUUGAAGUCGGGAAGGAUCGAAAAAGAUGCAAGAAGCAAAGUAGUUGAAGGGUCCCCCAGUGCCAAAGGAACUUUGGAUAAUUACUUGGUGAACUCGAAGGAUGAUAACCGUGGGCGUGGUCUCUUGGUUAAAAGAAGCUUGGCAUUGGGGAUUGAUGAAGUUUUAAAUGAAGAAAAGGAGGAAUCUUUUGUGUCUGGUCGAUUGUGCGUGGGAAGUUGUGAAGGCGGCAAAGAGGUUCAGAAGGAAAUGUCUCAAGGUUCGUCCGAUGCAGGAAAUGUGGGAAAUAUUGCGGUUGAAAGGGUUGUGAAGGGUUGCUUGGAUCUGGGGAAUGGGGUGGAGAAUUCGGAACUAAAACAGUUUGCUACUGAUUUUUUGUCUCUGUAUUGUGGUGAACUUCAAUCAACUGCAACUUCACCUUCAAAGACAAAGUUGAAUGACCAUAAGCGAAAUGGUGGUCCAUUGCUAGUGGAUGUUGAUUAUAAAACAUCCAAAAAGAGGCUUUGCAUGUCCAAUCAGUUAAAUUCUGAAGUUGAAACCCCUUGUCCAAUCGAGAAGAAGCCAGAAGACAAGCAAUCUGCUUUUGUUGUUAAAAAUGGAGCAUCUGUUUUCAAUGCUUUUGGAGAGGUAGCUGUUGGUAAUGAUCCUGUUCAGCUUCAAGCAAGCUUGAGAAAAUGCAACAAAAUGGCUAACUCAACGGUAAAUAUGGCUGAAUGCUGUACACCAGGAUCAUCAAUUUGUAGAGAACGGGGUAGUGAUGGUCCCAAAUCUACACGUGGAAGCUCUAUCUUUUCACCAGGAGACGCAUUUUGGAAUGAAGCAAUUCAAGUUGCUGAUAGUUUAUUUUCUGAAGCUGACAAUCCUUUUGUCCAGGCAGUUGGAAAUAUCAUUAAUGGGAAGUCUGGCAACCUGUCACGGGAAUUGUUAAACAAAGCCGGCAGCAGAGGUUGUUCAUUGGAGUUUAUAAGGAAGCAUAUGGAAAAAGUAUCUCCACUGCCUGUCAAACAACUUGACUUACUAUUUGAGGACAGGAACUUGGAAGUUAGCACCCCACCCUGUGCUAAAGAUGAUUCAAAUGUGGACAGAAGCAGUGAAAUAUCUGAGCACGGUUCUAUUAAUCUAAAAAGCUUAAAAAAUGCGAAUAUUGUAACAUAUCAUCUCAAAGAUGAGCCAAGAGAAGAGAUGCAUAAAGAAGAGGAGAAAACAACUGUGGAUACAGAGACCACAAAGAAAGUGGAUUUGCCAAAUCAAGAUGCCGAUAGCAUUAUAUAUCAUUUGCCAGUUAAAGAAACCAGGAAUGUAAUUGAUAAUAAUGAGUGUGUUGAAGCUGGAACUCCUUCAAGUUUUGGGCCGCUCAAGGACCGGUUAGAUCUUAGCAACUGGCUUCCUCUAGAAGUAUGCAGCAUAUAUAAGAGGAAAGGAAUUUCAAAACUGUAUCCUUGGCAGGUUGAUUGCCUUCAGGUGGAUGGUGUUUUGCAGAGACGAAAUCUUGUAUAUUGCGCGUCUACAAGUGCUGGUAAAAGUUUUGUUGCGGAAAUUUUGAUGUUGCGGCGGGUUGUAUCAACUGGAAAGAUUGCGCUUCUUGUACUUCCCUAUGUAUCAAUUUGUGCAGAAAAGGCAGAACAUCUGGAGGGCCUUCUGGAACCUCUUGGUAAGCAUGUCCGGAGUUAUUAUGGCAACCAGGGUGGAGGAACACUUCCUAAAGAUACUUCCGUAGCUGUCUGCACAAUAGAGAAAGCAAACUCCUUAAUAAACAGAUUACUGGAAGAGGGUCGUCUAUCAGAAGUUGGAAUCAUGGUGAUAGAUGAACUACACAUGGUUGGUGAUCAGAGCAGGGGUUACCUUUUGGAACUUCUGCUGACAAAGCUUCGUUAUGCUGCUGGUGAAGGCAAUUCAGAAUCCAGCAGCGGAGAAAGCUCAGGUACAAGCAGUAAGGGUGAUCCUGCUCAUGGUCUGCAAAUUGUUGGGAUGAGUGCUACCAUGCCCAAUGUGGCAGCAGUUGCUGAUUGGCUUCAAGCAGCACUAUACCAGACAAAUUUCCGACCGGUUCCACUAGAAGAAUACAUUAAAGCUGGCAACACAAUUUAUGACAAGAAAAUGGAUAUUGUUAGAACACUUUCAAGAGCAGCUGACCUGGGUGGUAAAGAUCCAGAUCAUAUUGUGGAACUAUGCAAUGAGGUUGUUCAAGAUGGACAUUCAGUGUUAAUAUUCUGCUCUAGUCGAAAAGGAUGUGAAUCAACUGCGAGGCAUGUUUCAAAAUUUGUGAAGAAGUUUUCUAUUAACAUUCAGAAUGAGAGCGAGUUUGGUGAUAUUACUUCAGCCAUUGAUGCACUGCGAAGAUGUCCUGCAGGAUUGGAUUCAACGUUGGAAGAAACUCUACCUUCCGGGGUUGCCUAUCAUCAUGCUGGCUUGACGGUAGAGGAAAGAGAAAUUAUUGAGACCUGUUAUCGUAAAGGUCUUUUGCGCAUCUUAACUGCUACAUCUACCUUAGCUGCCGGGGUUAACCUGCCUGCUAGGAGGGUAAUUUUUCGACAACCCAGAAUUGGUCGUGAUUUCAUUGACGGGACAAGGUACAGACAGAUGGCUGGUCGAGCUGGUCGAACUGGAAUAGAUACUAAAGGGGAAAGUGUACUGAUUUGCAAACCAGAAGAGUUAAAAAGAAUUAUGGGACUUCUUAAUGAAAGCUGUCCACCAUUGCAGUCGUGUCUAUCUGAAGAUAAAAAUGGAAUGACACAUGCAAUUUUAGAAGUUGUGGCUGGUGGGAUUGUUCAAACUGCUAAUGAUAUUCAUCGUUAUGUUAGAUGUACUCUUCUCAAUUCUACAAAACCGUUCAGGGAUGUUGUGAAAUCAGCACAGGAUUCACUUAGGUGGUUGUGCCACAGAAAAUUUCUUGAAUGGAAUGAAGAUACUAAGUUAUAUGGCACAACACCUCUUGGACGUGCAGCUUUUGGCAGUUCUCUUUGUCCAGAAGAAUCACUUAUUGUGCUAGAUGAUCUUUCCAGAGCACGAGAAGGAUUUGUGCUUGCGUCCGAUUUGCAUUUAGUGUACUUAGUCACACCAAUCAAUGUUGAUGUUGAGCCGAACUGGGAAUUGUAUUAUGAAAGGUUUAUGGAAUUGUCUAUCCUUGAUCAGUCUGUUGGAAAUCGAGUUGGAGUUUCAGAGCCAUUUUUGAUGCGGAUGGCACAUGGAGCACCUAUGCGCAGCUUGAACAGAUCAAUAGAUAAUACAAAAGCCUUGCAUGCCAGCAAGUAUGAAAACCAAUCUGGGGUUACAAACAAAAGUGCCAUUUCAGAUGAUCAGACACUUAGGGUGUGCAAAAGAUUUUAUGUUGCUCUCAUCUUGUCAAGACUUGUGCAGGAAGCACCUGUACCUGAGGUGUGUGAAGCUUUUAAAGUUGCUAGAGGCAUGGUCCAAUCCUUACAAGAGAAUGCUGGAAGAUUUGCUUCUAUGGUUUCUGUGUUUUGUGAAAGACUUGGAUGGCAUGAUCUUGAAGGUCUGGUUGCGAAGUUCCAAAAUCGUGUUUCAUUUGGAGUGCGAGCAGAGAUUGUGGAGCUCACUAAUAUUCCAUAUGUUAAGGGUUCUCGAGCAAGGGCACUCUAUAAAGCAGGGUUGCGUACACCUCAAGCUAUUGCUGAAGCAUCUAUUCCUGAAAUAGGCAAAGCACUUUUUGAAUCUUCAUCAUGGUCUGCACAAGAAGGUUCAGCACAAAGACGCGUGCAAUUGGGAAUUGCGAAGAAAAUCAAGAAUGGUGCACGUAAAAUUGUACUUGACAAAGCAGAAGAGGCAAGGGUUAUUGCUUUUGCAGCAUUCAAAUCACUUGGAUUCAAUGUUCCACAAUUUUCUCCGCCUUUGUUAUCCAAUGCUCCCGAAAAUCUUGUUGAGCAAGGAAAUGCAGGUACCUUGUUUGGAGAUAAAUCUAAUAUCAUUUUGCAUGCGGACCAAAGAGAUCAUGCUUCAUCUAUGCUGUUUAUAGAAGGUAGCAAGAAUUCUGGUAAAGUUACAAUGGCAACCGGAGAAGACAAACUAAUGAAACCAGUCAGUGUUGGAUUGGUAGUUGCUGCAGAAGGAAACUCAAAUGGUCCCAUUCAGUGCUAUAUUGGUGCUGAAAAUUCUACAGUACCAGCUAAGAAAUCUUCAAAUCUUGGCACCGAGCUUUGUACUACUGGUGAUCAUAAGAAUAGUGCAGAAACAAUCCUCUCUGUACAAUUUGGACAUAGUGGUGAUGGAACUGGGACCAAUGACCGGAUCACUGAUACCAGAGUUCAGGGGCAGUGUAGUGGAGAGAAUUUAAGUAGUGAUAAAAAGGACAGUGCUUGCAAGAAGGGUCCUACUAAUGCAAGCAAUAUUUCUGGUGGAUUUGAUUCUUUCUUGGAUCUCUGGGAUGCUACCCAAGAAUUCUAUUUUGAUAUCCAUUAUAACAAGCGAUCAGAAGUAAAUUCUGUCAGCCUAUUUGAAAUACAUGGUAUUGCCAUCUGCUGGGAAAACUCUCCUGUGUACUUCAUCAAUCUUCCUAAGGACCUACUGUGGUCUCAUAAGCAAAGGAAUGAUUCAACUCCCAGUCAAUCUGGUGACAAAAAUAAUGUUCAACCACCUGAGAAUUGGUUGGAGAUAGUUCGGAAGAGAUGGAACAAGAUUGGAGAAAUAAUGGGAAAGAGAGGUGUCCUAAAAUUUACUUGGAAUUUGAAAAUUCAACUUCAGGUGCUCAAGGGUGCUGUAGUUUCCAUUCAGAGAUUUGGCUGCCCGAGUUUUCCAAGGAAAAUAUUCGGUCCUGAACUCAUAGACAGUUCGCACUUAACAUUAUCCCCUAUUAACAUUGAAGAAGCAAUCGACAUGUGCAUUGUGGCAUGGAUUCUUUGGCCUGAUGAGGAGAGAAGCUCCAAUCCGAACUUGGAGAAGGAAGUCAAGAAAAGGUUAUCAAGUGAGGCUGUGGCAGCUGCUAAUCAGAAUGGCAGGUGGAAGAAUCAGAUGCGAAGAGUUGCUCAUAACGGCUGUUGUCGCCGCGUUGCACAAACAAGAGCCCUAUGCUCUGGUCUUUGGAAGUUACUGACUUCUGAGGGACUCUUUGAAGCACUCAAGAACAUUGAAAUCCCGCUGGUGAAUGUUCUUGCUGACAUGGAGCUUUGGGGGAUCGGUGUUGACAUGGAGGGGUGCCUAAAUGCACGCACUGUGCUGGGGAAAAGGCUAAGGUAUCUUGAGAAGAAGGCUUAUAAGCUGGCUGGCAUGACAUUUUCACUGUACACAGCAGCAGACAUUGCAAAUAUUCUAUACAGACACUUGAAGCUUCCCAUUCCAGAAGGACACAAUAAGGGGAAAAAACAUCCUAGCACUGACAAGCAUUGUUUGGAUUUGUUAAGGCAUGAGCAUCCUAUUGUUCCAGUCAUCAGAGAGCACAGGACAUUAGCAAAGCUUUUAAACUCGACACUGGGAUCAAUCUGUUCACUGGCGAGGCUAUCUAUGGAGACUCAGAAGUACACACUACAUGGCCAUUGGCUCCAAACAUCAACAGCUACUGGUCGGCUUUCAAUUGAAGAACCUAAUCUUCAGUGCGUUGAACAUGCAGUUGAUUUCGAAAUGAGUUCAGAUAAAGAGGGGGAUGAUGCUGAACCUGAGCAUUAUAAAAUAAAUGCCCGUGACUUCUUUGUUCCUACUCAGGAUAACUGGCUACUGUUAACAGCAGAUUAUUCUCAGAUAGAAUUGCGACUGAUGGCACAUUUCUCUAAAGACACUGCAUUAAUUAAACUCCUUACCAAGCCACAUGGCGAUGUUUUCAACCUGAUAGCCGCACGAUGGACUGGGAAGCCUGAAGCUUCUGUCAGCUCAGUUGAGCGAGAUCAGACCAAAAGGAUGGUCUAUGGAAUUCUUUAUGGAAUGGGUGCUAACACUCUUGCUGAACAACUGGAUUGUAGCUCUGAUGAAGCUGCAGAAAAAAUUAAAAGCUUCAAAAGUUCUUUUCCUGGGGUUGCUUCCUGGCUCCAUGAAGCAGUUGCAUCUUGCCGUGAAAAAGGAUACGUGGAGACCAUUAAGGGAAGAAAACGGUUCUUGUCGAAAAUAAAAUUCGGAAAUAGUGAAGAAAAAUCAAAAGCUCAGAGACAAGCAGUUAAUUCUAUCUGUCAGGGAUCUGCUGCUGACUUAAUCAAGAUUGCAAUGAUAAAUAUACACUCUCUGAUUGUUGAUGGAGUUGGUAGGCCAGAGUCUAGCUCUUUACAUGCAAACAAGUUUCACAUGCUGAAGGGCCAAUGCCGAAUUCUAUUACAGGUACAUGACGAGCUAGUGCUGGAAGUCGAUCCAUCCUUGAUCAAUGAAGCUGCAGUGCUGUUACAAAUGAGCAUGGAAGAUGCUGCUUCUCUUCUUGUUCCUUUGCAUGUCAAACUAAAAGUUGGAAGAACCUGGGGCUCUUUAGAGCCUUUCCUUGCUGAUCAACACGUAAAUGAAGUUCUUAUGCCUGAAUCAUGAGGAACGAGUUGUUUGAUAAAGAAGUAAACAGUUGCGUGGUGUUAGAGGCGAAGAUUGUUGGCAAUUUGGACCACUAGAUUCCAGCUUCUAUAUUUAUGCUGAGCAAAAUGUUCCCCAAGGAGAUGGAAAAUUUUAUGAGCUCCACUUGAAUUGCGGUUUUGAAAUAAUAAGCCUUGACCUGAUGUUAUCUGGAAGGUUGAAAGAAGAAAUCACAGAGGUGCAAAGGAACUGCUUCUCCAAGGUGGGCAAGCUAAUGCGAUCACUAGAUAUAUUGCCUAUGUGUUUCACCAGAGGAUCAUCUUGGCUGCUGAUCCUGCCAGUGCUAGGAAAUCAUGAGCACAUAGCUAUUCCAAAUUCCUACAAGGUCAACUGCCAAGCAAUUGCUAACGUACUCAGUGUUGGAAUAGAAGUUUGGUUGAUGUCUUCUUUCAAAUGACAUUAUGUUUGGAAUAAAUGAAGGCCUUAAAUCUCUAAACUAGAUUCAUCAUAUGAGUUACGAAGUCAACCAACUUUGAUUGAUAUGGUGAUCACUCAAGUGGUUGGACUAGCUAUCAGGAGUUUAUCAUGGUGAAUGCCAAUAGUAGUAGAUAUCCAGUUGGGGUCUUCAGAUGCUUUCUUGGAGUAAAUAUUAUCUAGCAACAUUAUGCUAAACUUCUUCAAGCAUUUAGCAUGGUGAGCUGGGACAUUAGAGGAGAAGAGUGAACUGCAGGCUGAGGCAACAAAAUUGAGCAGCAGCAGGUUGAAGAUAUUAAACAUGUGAUGGAAUUAUAAACACGUGAUUCAUAUGUUAGUUGAAGUAAUCAGUUGCAGUUUGUUAGUUAGUUUAGAAGAUAAUAACGGCCAAGUUAGUUAUGACUGAAUGGCCAAUAGACCAGGUAGUCAUUGAUGAAAAAUUUGCAGAAAUUGCGAGAUCUUUCUCUCCUUUAUUUUCCUCUCUUUUCUAGCAACUUGUAAGGAAUCUUCUUACAAUUGGUAUCAAGGCCACUUUCCAAGGGUAAAGGAAGGUUGCUUUUGUUCCUAAGAUAUCAACAAUGGUGGAAAACAACAAGAUCAAGGCUUUAGAGGAGCAUGGUAGGAAGGUUGAUGAGCAUAUUCAACACCUACAAGAAAUUACAGAAGAGCAUGGCAAGAAGCUUGAUCAGAUCAACUCACAAUUGGAAGCCAUAAUGACUGUGUUGAAGGCUAACUGAGGAAGUCAGGAAACUGAAAGAGUUAACACCAUAACUGGAGGUAUUAUUCAAAGGGUGAAUCCGCGAGGAGAUGGGCUUAUGAAUCAAAGAGGAGAUUGUUUUGGUAACCAAGAAGCAGCACGAGUGGGACAUCAUAUGGCAAUGCCAAGGAUUGAUCUGUCAAAUAUCCAUGGAGAGAAUCCUAGGAGCUGGAUACGUAAGUACAACAAUGGGUUAGCAUCACUAUACUUGGAUGGUAAGGCAGAAAUUUGGUACAAAGGGUUCUUGUAUGGAGGAGAAAAUUUAGCAAGCUAGGAGGAGUUUACAAAAGCUUUGUGUAUAAGAUUUUGCAAUAGAGAGGAUGUGGUGGAAGAAUUCAAUAAGUUAGCACAAGACGAGUGUAGAUGAGUAUGUGGAAAGAUUUGAAGAACUCAAAUCUUUAAUAAAUGCUUUGAACUUUUCCCUCUAAGAAUCAUGUUAUAUUUCAAGCUUUGUAAAGGAUGAUAUCAGACCAAUGUUGAAGAUCCUCAAAACUACAAUGCUGGUACAAGUAUAUAUUUGAACAA